This is a messenger RNA of Diaporthe batatas, 5159 nucleotides long. RefSeq lists its product as uncharacterized. Gene Ontology annotation, biological process: endoplasmic reticulum to Golgi vesicle-mediated transport; COPII-coated vesicle cargo loading; intracellular protein transport. The record is from RefSeq and is a predicted model, not a curated record. The transcript has 4 exons. Bases 570 to 3392 code for a protein of 940 amino acids. Gene Ontology annotation, molecular function: zinc ion binding; SNARE binding. NCBI's taxonomy places the organism in Eukaryota, Fungi, Ascomycota, Sordariomycetes, Diaporthales, Diaporthaceae. Gene Ontology annotation, cellular component: COPII vesicle coat; endoplasmic reticulum exit site.
GACGCCGGUUGCUAACAAGGUGUCGCUGCCAACAGUCAGGGUCAGGUGUAGCAUUACCUAGCCUCACCCUCACCUCGGGAGUGUUGGUCUCAGACUCAUAAUCGGGCUUGGGCUGGCUUGGUCGGACUCGACCAAGAGACAUUCUGUCCUCUUUUGUCCUGUCUCAAUGGUCCUUGGCCCGGCUCUUCCACCUGUCCUGUUCCACCCACUCGGUCGCGGGUCUUCCAAGGCCCAUCUGUCCCGGCCCCAGCGCAGCUUGUCAUUGCAGGCCCCCCACCCCAAAUAGGAAAAGGCCAGACCUCCAGAGCUGCCACCUAAGUACCUGCCAACGACGACCAGAGCUUCGCCAGCUCCUCCACACCACCCCUCGACACCCACGACGGCGCCCUUCCGUGCCACACGCACACGCACACACUCACGCCCACAACUCACACACUCACAACCCGAUCAAGGGCGGCGCCUCGUUUCUGCUCAGUCCAGCAACAAGAUUCUCUCUGCCAGACACUGCCAGGAAUCGUUGGUGCGGCUGAGCAUCUGUCCUGUCCUCCACCGCCUCCCCCGGCGCGAUCAUGUCGGCACCCAACGACUACGGCCAGCAGGCCGCCUUCCAACAGGGGCAACAGGCGCCUUAUGCUGAUGAUGGCCAGGCCUACGGGAACCCGGCCGGCUCGCCUCCCCCUCAAGCGAGCCAGCAGCCUGGCGAGGGAGGAGGCAAGAAGAAGAAGAGGGCCUACGCUGCCCAGGCCUUUGAUGUCGGCAGCGGCGCGAAUGCUGCCGUGGGCGGCCAGCUCCCAGGCGGCGGCCAGUUUGGCACCCCCCAGCCCGUGGCUGCCGGCUACGGCUACCCAGGCCAGGACGCACAACCUCAGCCUGCACCGUACGGUGCUGCCCCACAGACGUACGGCUCGCCGGCUCCUGCCACCCCGGGCUUCCAGCCGCCCGAUGCUUACGGCGCUCCCGCGCCCGGCGUGGGCGGCAUCACGCAGGGCAUGGCAGGCAUGCAGAUGGGGCCGGGACCGGGACAGCCAGCGCCGCAGCAGAUGCCUCCCCAGGCGCAACCGCGCAUCGGGCCCCUCAACCAGCUGUAUCCGACGGACCUCUUGAACCAGCCCUUCAACGUGUCCGAGCUGGACCUCCCGCCUCCCCCGAUCAUCCUGCCCCCGAAUUCCAGCUGCACUCCCUCCCCGGAGGCGAACUGCCCGCCAAAGUUUAUCCGAUCCACGCUCAACGCCGUGCCCACGACGCACUCCCUCCUGAAGAAGUCCAAGCUGCCCUUUGCCCUGGUCAUACAGCCAUACACGUCGCUUCACGACCUGGACGACCCGGUCCCCGUCGUCCAGGACCAGGUCAUCUCGCGCUGUCGGAGAUGCCGGUCCUACAUCAACCCAUACGUCACCUUCCUCGACCACGGGCACAGGUGGCGCUGCAACAUGUGCAACCUCUCCAACGACGUCCCCCAGGCCUUCGACUGGGACGCGGCGGCCCAGAAGAGCGUCGACAGGUGGCAGCGGGCUGAGCUGAACCACUCCGUCGUGGAGUUCGUCGCGCCCCAGGAGUACAUGGUCCGGCCCCCACAGCCCCUGGUCUACCUCUUCCUGUUCGACGUCAGCUAUGCGGCUGUCUCCACGGGGCUCCUGGCGACGAGUGCGCGGACGAUCCUGGACAGUCUCAACAGGAUCCCCAACGCCGACCGGCGCACCCGCCUCGGCUUCGUCGCCGUGGACUCUAGCCUGCACUACUUCUCGAUCCCCAAGGAUGCCGAUGAGAACGGCGAGACCAGCAUGCUCGUCGUCAGCGACCUGGACGAGCCGUUCAUGCCGGUGCCUACCGAGCUCCUGGUGCCCCUGACAGAGUCGCGCCAGAGCAUCGAGAACUUCCUGACCAAGCUUCCGGACAUGUUUGUCAACAACCAGAACAACGGGUCCUGCAUGGGGUCGGCCCUCCGGUCUGGCCACAAGCUCAUCUCCCCGCUCGGGGGCAAGAUUGUCGUCCUCAGCGCCUCCCUGCCGAACCUGGGCCACGGCAAGCUCGAGAUGAGGGAGGACAAGAAGCUCCUGGGGACCUCCAAGGAGAGCAGCCUGCUCCAGACCGCAAACAGCUUCUACAAGAGCUUCGCCGUCGAGUGCUCCAAGAACCAGGUCUCGAUCGACAUGUUCCUGUUCUCCUCGCAGUACCAGGACGUCGCGUCGCUGAGCAACCUCCCGCGGUACACCGGCGGCCAGACGUGGUUCUACCCCGGGUGGAAUGCCGGACGGCCCGAGGACGCCAUCAAGUUCGCGUCCGAGUUCAGCGACUACCUCUCGUCCGAGAUUGGCCUGGAGGCCGUGCUGAGGGUGCGCGCCACCACUGGUCUGAGGAUGAACACCUUCUACGGCAACUUCUUCAACCGGAGCUCUGACCUUUGCGCGUUCCCGGCCUUCCCCCGCGACCAGUGCUACGUGGUCGAGGUCGCCAUCGAUGAGACCCUGUCCAAGAGCAUGAUCUGCAUGCAGGCCGCCGUCCUCCACACGACGUGUAACGGCGAGCGCCGCAUCCGGGUCAUGACGCUGGCCCUGCCCACGACCCAGAGCCUGGCGGACGUGUAUGCUUCUGCCGACCAGUGCGCCGUCACCACCUACUUCAGCCACAAGGCGGUGGAGAGGGCGCUGGGCAACGGCCUGGACUCGGCCCGCGACUCCCUGCAGACCAAGAUCAUCGAGCUGCUGCAGACGUUCAGGAAAGAGCUGGCCGGGGGCAGCAUGGGCGGCGGCCUCCAGUUCCCUGCCAACCUGCGCGGCCUGCCGGCCCUGUUCCUCGGGCUGAUCAAGAACGUGGGCCUGCGGAAGUCCGCGCAGAUCCCCUCGGAUCUCAGGUCCGCGGCCCUGUGCCAGCUCUCGACGCUGCCGCUGCCGCUGCUGAUGCAGUACAUCUACCCGCGGCUGUACUCGCUGCAUGACAUGCCCGACAUUGCGGGCACCCCAGACCCCGAGACGAGCCAGAUUGUCCUGCCGCCCCCCUUGAACCUCUCCUCUGAGCGCUUCGUCUCGUACGGCCUGUACCUCAUCGACGACGGCCAGACACAGUUCCUGUGGGUCGGGCGGGACACGGUGCCUGCGCUGCUCCAGGACGUGUUCGGGGUGGCCGACCGGACGCAGCUCCACGUCGGCAAGGGGACGUUGCCAGAGCUGGAGAACGACUUCAACGAGCGCGUGCGCGCCGUCAUCUCAAAGAGCAGGGACUACAGGUCCCGCGGCGUGGGCAGCAUCAUCCUGCCCCACCUCUACAUUGUCCGCGAGGACGGCGAGCCGAGCCUGAAGCUCUGGGCACAGACCUUGCUGGUAGAGGACCGGGCAGACCAGGGCAUGAGCUUCGCGCAGUGGAUGGGAGUGCUGCGGGAGAAGGUCGUCCAGUGAUGCAAUCACGAGGCAUGUUUUAAGUAGCGAUAACAAUUGUAUAGAUUCCCAACGGCAUUUUCUGAAACGGUCUCCGUGGGGCUACCCUUCCUUGGAGGAGAAAGACAGCUCAGUGCGCUCUGGUGCAAUCACAAAAAACGACGCGGUGGCCCGGCGUCGGGCCCGUGCCGGCCAGUCAAGGUCAAGCUGGCCCGGCAUGGGCCGGCCCUUAGUAAUGAGACGAAGUCAUGCAGGAAACAAAAAAAAUCAUACUUGUGAAUGCCGUGUUUCGAACCAGAUGCAUGCAUGCCUGCACACCCCAGGGCAGACCUGCCUGGCGACCCAUGCGUAAAUGGCGUAGUACCUCAGCGGGCAGUCCGGCCCGGGACCGAUGUCAAACGGCCCCAGAACCCGUCCGAUGCGGAGGCCAUCUAUCAGCCGCGCCGCGCCCCCCAAUCCCGAGGUUUCCUCUUGUUUCUAUCAGGGCCCGUUAUUAGCAGACGCAUGAGGUCACCGGGCCUGGAAGGAUGGCCGCGCUGUGGCUGAGCGGGCGUGGGUCAGUCAAGACUCGCUCACGCACGACCCGUAAGCAACAGCCUCGAUCCACAAGAUCGGCGCCCCAAACGUGGCCGCAGAGUGGAAGGGCUGCUAGAGAGACCUGCCCGGCCCCUUGGUGCGUCCUUCCGGGCCCGGCGGCCCAAAAAUAGACAGAUGGCCAGGUCAAGAUGAUGAUGGUCCGCGUGCGGCACAGCAGGACAGGACACAAACGGUGCACACCGCACACUGCACACUGCACACUGCACGCACACAAGGCCACCUCGCGUGAGGCGUACGGUACCACGGUGGUAGGUGGGGUGCGGCUGUGGGCUGGUCGUGUCGUGUGGUUGAUUAUAGAAUGCCAAAAUGACCAGAGACGGGUCCGUCCUGGGGCAAGGGGCGGGUCAUUUAGCUUGACGACUGGACCCCCGGUGGAUGAAACGGGCCUCCCAGGAACCAAUGUGCGCUGAAACACACGCGCCCAGCAGCUUACGGCUGGCGCGUAACGUGGGCGCUGGUUGGCCUGUGGGGCCAGUCACAUCUGGGACCUGACGGCACUUGGGUGAUUAUUAGCCGGGUGCGUUGGGGGAGUCUUCCAUGGCUGGCGGCUGUGGUUGGCCAGUGCUGUUGAUGCAUCGAGAUAUCUGUCGCGACCAUCUGCCAUGCACCAUCUCGCCUCUGCUGACAGGAGGCCCUGGCCGAAUGGGAGGUACGGAUCGAGACAAAGGAGUGCAAUCCAGCCAGCCAACGGAUGCGGCUCUACGACGACAGGAUGGUGACAAUGGCCCUUGGGAGGCGGGCCAUGGGACUGGGGCAGGGCCUACUGCCACAGCCCGGUGCCCAUAUUAAGACAGGCUGGUUUGUUGUCUCGUCCGAGGCCCCUUGGAGACCUGGACCCGGGGAGGCAGGAUGGGGCCGUGAGCAGAGGAGAGGAGAGGAGGAGUUGUUGAUGAUGAUGAGGUAGCAGGUUCUACUACUGGCCUGCUGGCCCGGUAGAUUAGUACAUAUCAUCGGCCCUGCCGCCGUACAAGCCAGUAGGUUCCUUCUUGCCUCUCUCCAGCCAGACACGGGAUAGCCCCCUCACUCGUCAAAGGAAACCUCGUCGACCCUUUUUCUUCCACCCUGCCCUCCUCACCUUGGUCUUGCUCCCCUCUCCCGACCUGCCUCACCUCGCCUGCUUGCCCUCAACCGAGUCCUCGCCCCAGACCACGAGCCAAUCGUUUCCAGAGCAGCGAGCUCCUUUCUUUCCAA